Neurospora tetraspora is the source of this 2640-nucleotide messenger RNA. RefSeq lists its product as uncharacterized. Gene Ontology annotation, molecular function: protein binding. The record is from RefSeq and is a predicted model, not a curated record. The coding region runs from base 253 to 2382 and encodes 709 amino acids. Lineage: Eukaryota; Fungi; Ascomycota; Sordariomycetes; Sordariales; Sordariaceae. The transcript is spliced from 3 exons.
CACAUCUACGACCCAUCUUCCUGGUCCUCGUUCCCCGGAUGCUUUUUUGCGUGUGGAAUGAUUCUCUUCCACUUUCCAUCUUUCCACUUCCAUUCGUCACAAUAAUCUUUACUUGUUUCAUCUUCAAUGUGACGGCGGAAAUCGAAUGCCGGUCUGAACUCGGCAUUGAGCGCGAUCAUCCUCACAUUUGCUUCACAUUCCUCAGGGAUUCUACGACGAGUUUGGGGGUGGCGCGAGCCAUCGAUCAGCAAGAUGGUCGGCUUCAAUGGGACAUCAACAUGCAGGACUCUGCUUCUCCUUCUCGGGUUCUUGAUCAAGCUGUCAGUUGCCCAGUUUGACCCCAUCAAGGACUUCUGUAGAAGAUUCGGACAUCAGUCAGCGGUGGUGGACGACAAACUUUAUGUGGAUGGAGGUUUGGUCAACUGGAAACCGUACUCGCAGACUUCGGCGAACAUCAGCAACCAAUUCCUCCUCUACAGCGACCUCAACCAUGAGACCGAUGGAAUGCCCAAUGUCUACGCCAACCUAUCCAAGAACGCAACUAUCCCCAGCGUGAGCUUUGGUAUCUUAUGGGAGGACUCCAUCAACAAGUGGCUCUACUCUUACGGCGGAGAGUCUCAGUCAACAGCAAGCAACUUCAUCCUCUACGGCUACGACAUCCUUAACAACUACUGGACCUCCUUCGGUCCACCAUCUAGCAGCGGUACCAUCACACCACUGAGUCACGGAGCAGGUGUCUCCAUCUCCGAACGCGGUGAGGCCUUCUACUACGGCGGAUGGUUCAGCGAGAACUCGGUCCCUGGCUGGUCAGGCACUAGACGGGCAUCCGAUAGACUGAUCAAGUACGACAUGGACAAGCAUGAGUUCAGCAAUCUUACCGGGCCGGAUAACGUCCGAAGAGCCGAAGGGACCAUGGUCUAUCUCCCCAUUAGUGAUGGAGGGAUGUUGGCCUACUUCGGUGGUGUUCGGGACAAUGGGAACGGGACUGUGUCGCCUCAGCCCCUGGAUACCAUCUUCAUGUACGAUCUGGCAAACACCAAGUGGUAUACGCAGAAGACAUCGGGUAGAGCACCCGAGGAUAGGCGGUUGUUUUGUGGAGGAGCGGCAGUGGCGCAGGACCAGUCCAGUUACAACAUCUACAUCUACGGCGGGGCCUCGUUCGGCUCCAACCCCAUUGGCUACGACGACAUCUACGUCCUCUCCAUCCCCUCCUUCCAAUGGAUCCGCAGCCUCUACCCGUCCAACUCCAACGUAACCGGCGAGUUCCCCAAAGCCAUGGCCUCCUGCAACGUCAUCAACAACGCCCAAAUGCUGGUCAUCGGCGGGCGCGCCAUGAACGACACCACAGGGUGCGAUGCCGACGGCGUCCUGGGUCAACACAACAUGGUUCUCGGCAAAGAUAACCCCGAAAAAGCCAUCUGGGCUCGCUUCCAGCCCAACCUAACCACUUACACCCUGCCCACAGACAUCGUCACCGUCGUAGGAGGAAACCCAACCGGCGGCGCCACCGUAACCGCUCCCCCCAAAACAGGCUUCGACGCCCCCGACAUGUCCACGCUCAUGACACGCAAACCUCGCCUAGCCGAACGCACAGCAACCCGCAACGUCACCACCCCGACCUCCUCGCCCACCAGUGACCCAUCCCCAAACCCCCACAAAAAGGGACUCAGCACAGGCGCCAUCGCCGGCAUCGCCGUUGGCGCCGCAGUAGCUGGCAUCGCGGCGCUCGCAUCCCUCUGCUUCUUCUGCAUCCGUCGCAGACAGAAACACUACAAACAACCGCGCGUCGGAGGCGCGCCCGUGACCGGAAGUAACCCGGCUAGUCCAAUGGCGCAACACCCGCCUGGCUCUAGUGGCUGGGCUGAUGGGCCCGGUGGAGCAACCAUUUCGUCUCCGACGUUCAGUCAGGCGCCGACUUAUAAUACGCAGGCUACUGAGCUUCCUCCUUCCUCCCCGCCGUCGGCGAAUGGACACGGACAUGGGUAUAGAGGCGUGGCGCUGGCGCCGCCUGUGGAACUACCGGGUGCGGAAGCGGGGGAGGGACACAUUGCGGAGGGGAAGACCAAGUAUCCUGGUUCUGGGACGGUGAGUGGGAGUCAGGAGAUGCCGGUUACGCCGGCGAAGAGUGUGGGCACGGGGUACCAUGACAACGGGCAUGGGCAUGCAAGGUCGCCGUCGGAUUUGGGGCCGGGGGAUGAUGCCAUCUCUAGAGGAGGGCUGUCGCCUUCGCUGCCUAGUCCGGGGAAUGGGACGGGGGAUAGUGGACGGUUUGGAGGGAAUGGGGGGCUGCCGCCUUAUUCUGCGUCGGGGGCGUAUGGGGGUGGACCGGGUGGAGGGAGGUUUGAGGAGGAUUUUGGACAUGGGGGCACGUAUAGGAGGUGAGUGUCGAUUGAGAGGGGGGUGGGCGGAGAUAGGCCAGGAGUUGUCGAUAUUUGACGGUAGCUGAGAGGGUGAGAGGGUGAGAGGGUUGGAGGAUGAGUGGAGAUAGGCGUCACGCAGGGGCGAAAGAGGCGGAAUAGGCGUUGAACAUCAAAGUUGACUUUGGAUCAUGGGCAGGGAAGGAGUUAUGAGCGAGUGUUUCCUUGGCUUGGCAUGUUGGUUGUAGUUGUGGGUUCUGUUUUGGAAGGAGCUGUCUGUCCU